UUCCAAGCAUCCUUGCGAUCAAGAUGAUAAUGUUUGAGAAUCAUUUCCCUUUUUAAAAGCGCUUUCUCAUUGACUUGACUGUCUCGUUUUCGACCAACGGAAUCAGCAAAGUAAAUCUUCUUGGAUGACGAGCGAAAGUUUCGGCUUACUAGUGGAAGUUCUACCGUAAUUGAUACGCUGAAGAGUGGCUUCUUCAUAUUGCAUUGGCCCAACUGACUCGUAAACUAAGUCGUAUCAUAUUCAUCUCACUGUCUUACAAAUUUUAGUUAUAUGUGAGGGGACAAACACAUGUGACACCAUCUUUUAAAUUUUUUUCAAAACAGCACUCCCAAAAUCCGCAAGGUUGUUAAGUAAGCAGAGCAGAAUUUGUCUCCUAUUGAAAAGGCUCAGUAAUAAUCAUCAGCCCAUGUUCAGGUUUCGUCUGAUUCUGAUCAACUCACAUUAAUAAAUGAAGCAAACGGAAUGGAAUAAAUGGUCCUUCGACAUAAGAGCAAGUUCCUCAAAUCGAUCGCCCAACCUCUCCCGACCACUUGUGCAUCCGUCCGUCAGAUGCAUCUCAGAGUCAGGUAUUACAUGGAUGGACUUACCUGUUGUGUGGGGUUGGUCGUAUGAGAGGCUGAGAGCCCACCAACUUUCAAGCCAGUAUGAUCGAGACAGCCCACAACCAGCCCUAACUGAAAAAAGAGGACCCUUGAUGGACGCCUCACUCCGCCUGUUUGGCUCAUUCUGAAUGUUUUCAGAGUGCGGAUCGGAAACAACGCCUUGUACCUGAUCCGGUCUCCAAAGAACAUGGAUCGCUCCCGAUUGGCGAGUUGGAAGCUCUCCAAUUGGAGUCCUUUUUCCAGACUAAGUCUCAUAUUCUUGGCGGCAAUCACUGUGCUUAUAUUCAUUCAAGAUACUUCCGCCAUCAAAUGUUGGGUGUGUCGGUCGGAUGGGGAUCCCAAAUGUGCCGAUCCUUUUGAUAACACCAGUUUCCCCAUCACAGAUUGUAAGCAAGAGAAGCCUCGAGAACAUUUGCCCGGCUUAGAAUCUACGAUGUGUCGAAAAGUGCGCCAAAAAGUGAAUGGGAAUUGGCGAUAUUUGCGAUCUUGCGCAUGGCUGGGUGAGCCAGGAAUUGGCCGAGAUGAACGAUAUUGCAUCCAUAGAUCUGGCACCUAUAAUAUCCAUGUGGAAUAUUGUACUUGCAGAUCCAAAGAUGGCUGCAACGGUGCAGGCACGGCCCAAUCUUUCCUUCUCAUGACUGGGUUACCUUUGGCGUUAUCCGUUCUCUAUUCAAGACUGUUCCUUCAGCGGCUGUGAUCUCAUCGUUCUUGUAAAUCAACGAUAGGAUAUAUCUUUUUUACAUACAUUCCUUUACUACUCAUAAAAUGCAAUGCCACGUAAAAAAAGUUACAUAUGUAGAAACAACAAACGAGAUUUAUUUCCAUAGCGUCUGGCAUAUCACGUCUAAGUCCUCAGAACUGAGAACUCUAAAAGUCAUGACCCAAGGUCAGAGUGGAAUAUGAUGAAAAGACCAUACAGAAUAUAAUAUGUACCAUGAUGGGAACAAAAAAAGCACACGGUUUGGAUAGAACUAUGAUGUCAAGAAAGAAAGAUGGAAAACAAAAGUCGGAAUAAGAGGUUGAUUGGGAGGUGAUUGGCUGUAUAAAAAAUGCAAAAGGAAAAAAAAACCGUAAAUAUAAUGAAUUGGUUAAUGGUCUGUCAUUGCAAAAGGAUAGGUAAGAUGAUCUUUUGGCAAUAUAUUCAACAA
Molecule: messenger RNA, 1750 nt
Organism: Tigriopus californicus
Lineage: Eukaryota; Metazoa; Arthropoda; Copepoda; Harpacticoida; Harpacticidae
Exons: 4
Coding region: 790-1299 (169 amino acids)
Biological process (GO): positive regulation of voltage-gated potassium channel activity; regulation of synaptic transmission, cholinergic; sleep
Source: RefSeq, a predicted model, not a curated record